UAUAUGUGGUGGAGAAAGAGUUUGGGUCACCGUGCCUAGGGCAUUGAAUAGUUUUCCGCCAGCCCUCCGAUCAGAAACUAUCCCUGUUCUUGAAUCCUUUUCCGGUUUGUGUUUGGUUAUUUUCCCGCUGUUUUAUAAACUGUCCUUGAUAAUCUUGAUUCAACAGAGUCUCUCUCUCUCUCCAGAAUCACCAAACCCACAACUUCCCUCUCGCUCAAGACAACCAAGAUCAAACCAAUCAAUCCUCCAAAAGAUCCAACACCAAAAACCAAACCAAGAAAACUCCACACUACCAUGCCACCAUCUCCACCUCCGCUCCAAGAAACUUAAACUCCCUCCGAUGCCUUCAUCUCCGCUCCACCUCGUCCCCAUUCUCUUCCUCUUCAUCUUCUUCAACUCCCUUCCACCUUCUCACUCCACCCCUCUCUCCCCUUCAGCCAACAUAACCCUCUUCGGCGAUGCCCACUUCGUAAACACCACCAUCUCCCUCACCCCACAACUCAACUGCCGCUCUCCUCCCUCCUCCUCGCCCCAAUCCCUCGGGUACGGGAGAGCUUUCUUUUUCGCCCCGGUCCGGUUUCUUGAUUCCAAGACCAACAAAACAGCCUCUUUCUCCACCCAAUUCUCGUUCGCCAUCACCAACCCCUAUGCCCCUCUCUGCCCGUUCGGGGAGGGAUUUACGUUCUUGAUCACCUCGAAAACAGAUUCUUUUUCGUAUGGUCCCAUGGGCGUCCCCAAUGGGCAAGAUUUUACGUAUGUGGCUGUGGAGUUCGACACGAUGCUUGACCCGAAUGUUGGUGAUGUCAAUGGUAAUCAUGUCGGCAUCGAUGUUGAUUCUGUUGUUUCUGUUACCUCUGUUGAUGGGUUUUCGAAGGGGAUUGAUUUGCAGAGUGGGAGACCAUUGACAGCGUGGAUUGAGUACAGAAGUGGAGAGGGUAUGAUCAAGGUUUGGGUGGGGUACUCGCAAAUCAAGCCCCCGAGCCCUCUUCUGAUCGCCCAAAUCGAUCUUUCGAAGCAUUUCAAGGAGUUUAUGCAUGUGGGUUUCUCAGCUUCAAAUGGUAGAGGCUCUGCCAUUCAUCUUGUUGGUGGAUGGAAGUUCAAGACUUAUGGACUCCUGCCUUCGGUAAUGCCAAUGGAGACAGUUGGAGGAGAAGGUGACUGUUUCAUGUGCUCCUCCCCAGAGGAUUUAGGAGGGCAAAACAGUGAUGCCAAUUACCAUCACAUAAACAAGAGACUAGGAGAAUUGGCACUUGGUUUAGGGGGAUUAGCUGCAUUUAUCAUUUCGUUGUCUGCUAUCGUUGUCAUAGUCAUUUGGUGUAUGACAAGGAAGAAAAGACUAAAUUCCAGAGGAUCAAAUGAAGGCCACAGAUACCAAGGGAACAAGCUACCGAAAAGGCUCUCGCUCUCCGCGAUAAAAUCAGCCACAAAGGGAUUCAACCACAACAGAAUCAUAGGUGAAGGAGGGUCUGCUACUGUUUACGAAGGGUCCCUUCCCUCUUGUGGAUCGGUGGCGGUGAAAAGGUUCAGUCAAGUGAGCCAAAUCGGUUCUUUUCGCAACCAAUUCUCUACUGAGUUUGCGACGAUGAUGGGUUGCUUGAGACAUAAACACUUAGUUCAGCUCCAAGGGUGGUGUUGCGAAGAGGACGAACUAGUCCUAGUUUACCAGUACAUGCGAAAUGGAAGCCUGGACAAAAUCCUCCACAGGAACAACAAUGCCUUGUCUCUUUUACUCACGUGGGACAGGAGAGUGAAGAUAGUCCUUGGCGUUGCUUCGGCUCUCGUAUAUCUCCACGAAGAAUGUGAGAGGCAGAUAAUUCAUAGAGACGUGAAAACUUGCAAUAUAAUGCUGGACGAUGAGUUAAACGCGAAGCUAGGUGACUUUGGUUUGGCAGAGGUUUACGAACAUAGUUGUAGGACAAGAGAUGCGACGAUUCCAGCCGGCACAAUGGGCUAUCUAGCCCCAGAGUACGUGUACUUGGGUGUUCCCACUGUGAAAACUGAUGUUUACAGCUUUGGAGUGGUGGUAUUGGAAGUGGCAUCAGGGAAAAAGCCUGUGAAUGAGGAGGGGACUCUGCUUGCUGAUUAUGCGUGGGAGUUGUGGGGGAAAGGCAAGUUGAUUGAGGCUGCUGAUUUGAGACUGAGGGGGAAGUAUAACAGGUUGGAGAUGGAGAGGAUGCUCAUGGUGGGACUUUGUUGUGUGCAUCCGGAUCAUGAGAAGAGGCUGACGGCGAGGGAGGCGGCUACAAUGAUCAGAGGGGAGGCGCCGCUUCCCGUUUUGCCGGCGAGGAAACCGUCGGUGAGCAUUCGGUCAGGUUUCCCUGGGGGGUUUGAUGAGUUUAUGAAUUUCUGUGGGGAUGCGAAUUUUGAUUUUGAUGACACCCCUUGGUUGACCCCUGAGAGCCAUUUUUAGUUCGAAUUUCCCUGGAAUAAGUGAGUUUGCUACAAACAUGUAACUGCCUUUCGGUAUUUCACAUGCUCUGAUCUUGUCUUUAGCCUUAGAUAAUGUACACUUUGGGCACGUUCGAUUGCAGGAUUAUUGGGCACAUUUGAUCGCGGAAUUAUUUUUGGUAUUAUGCUUUAAUGAAUUAGGUAAAAACAUGGCCCUUUUUGUGUUUUGCAGAAAUAAGAUCAUAUCACUGUGCUUGGAUCAAUAUGAAAUGAGACUAUUUUGUUGUAGUUUCAAAAGGAUCAGUUUACUAAAUCUAAGCAGAAUAUGAAAUGAC
Messenger RNA from Rhododendron vialii, 2723 nucleotides. RefSeq names its product L-type lectin-domain containing receptor kinase S.6. NCBI's taxonomy places the organism in Eukaryota, Viridiplantae, Streptophyta, Magnoliopsida, Ericales, Ericaceae. The coding region runs from base 341 to 2410 and encodes 689 amino acids. The record is from RefSeq and is a predicted model, not a curated record. The transcript is spliced from 2 exons. Gene Ontology annotation, cellular component: plasma membrane. Gene Ontology annotation, biological process: protein phosphorylation. Gene Ontology annotation, molecular function: carbohydrate binding; ATP binding; protein kinase activity.